Molecule: messenger RNA, 1164 nt
Organism: Cylicocyclus nassatus
Lineage: Eukaryota; Metazoa; Nematoda; Chromadorea; Rhabditida; Strongylidae
Source: the annotation of a GenBank genome assembly
GCGAAUUUCAUUUGUAAACUUAUUGUUGGGAUGAGUGGUUUUGAAUCGGAGUCGCAUCGAAGCAAAGAAGAUGCCUGCAGUUCGCGUACAAAAUCUGGUCAUUCGAAUCGUUCUCCUAGGAGUUCUCCACGAGUAACGGAAGAACCACUCAACGAUCUACUCGAGAUAACUGUAAACACUGUGAUGGAGGGCGUGACGGCGGCAAAAAUACUCGUACCAGCAUUAUGUCGAGUUUCCGAGCUGAAAAGUAUAGUUUCUGACGCGACAGAUAUAUCCGCUGGUAAACAAGUGUUAAUGUACAAGGACGUUGAACUCAAGGACGAUAAUACACCGAUACGUAGUUAUGGCAUAGACCACGACUGUACUAUAACAAUGAAUGUAAGAAUGAGCACUGGCUCAAAAAUUGCCAGGGAUAACUCCUUGAACAUGAACAUGUUUUUUCUUCCGAUGGUUAUGCGUCAGGGUAGCACGUCAAGUUUACGAAGCAAAAUCAGAUCGAUGACAUCAAUUCGGAGCCGACCAAAGUACUCACACAGAUAUGACUUACCCAAAUACGAUAACUCACUUAGCUCUCCAGCCAAACAGAUGGAGCACGAGCUUACCAGAAACAAGAUGAUGAGGCUUCUCCGCAAAGUCCGGCAACGAAAAACUCGUCUUCUCUCGGAUACGGAUGUCCCUUCACCAGAAUCACAUUCGAGUAUAUCACCAAAUUCUCCAACUUCGCCCAACAUUCCAGCUCCUACGCCAUCGCCGUUGAAAACUUAUGAGCCAGAUAAAUUCUUGACGGACAGGCAUAUGAAGCUCUUUUUCGAUCCGCCGGAAUCGGUCGAGGAAAUGAUGCUGUUACAGUCUCCUAUGUCAUUGCCUCCUUCAAGCGUGGAAGAAUUACUCCAAAUCAAGGAAGCGAGAAAGAAGUCCACGAAGACGGCUUGUCAGUUUUGUCAUCGAAAACUUGGGCUCACAGAACAACAGAUAGAAUGUUUGUGUCAUGGAAUUUUCUGUAAGAAACAUCGCCGACCAGCAGCUCAUAACUGCGGCAUCGACUACAAACAAACUGGAAGGAGUAAAAUUAUUAGGGAAAAUCCCAGAAUUUUGGAGGGUGGUAUACACAAAGCUAGAGAAGACUGAACAAUCAAUAAGUUUCAAAACAAGCUUGCUCUCAUC